AGUUACUGGCCCUCUCCGCUGCGCCGCUUCUGCUCAGUUCACUCACUCACCAGUCUCUACCGGGCGGGUGGCGCACCGACCCACCGCUCCACACACACGCACACUCCGCUUCUCACAUCCAUUCAGCUCGAUUCCGCAUCGUUGUCCGAAGAUGACCGUGACUAUUGCGGGGCCAUCCACGAGCCUAACCUCCACCAACCGCGGAGAGUAGAACCGGAGCCGAGGAGAGAGAGAGAGAGUAACCCACCUCUCUCUCGUCUCUCCCCAUCAUCUGCCUCAAUCCUUUGGGCAGCAAACCGACAGCUGAAGACACAGCGAUUUCUGCUGAAAUCUAGCUCUCACCCACAAAACACCCUCCUGCUUUUAGCUCUCAAGACGCGUCUCGUCGGGAUAUUGUGGAAGUAGUUUCACACAAGGAAUUUUCUGAUCUCUAUUCACUGAAGAUGGAUAAUAUAAACGUGGAGUCGGUGGAGAAGGAGUGCGGGGCGCUUGGUGGAUUAUUCCAGGCGAUUGUCAAUGAUAUGAAGUGUUCAUAUCCUGUCUGGGAAGACUUCAGUGCCAAGGCCACCAAGCUGCACUCUCAACUCCGAACCACGGUUUUAGCAGCAGUGGCAUUUCUGGAUGCCUUUCAGAAGGUGGCGGACAUGGCGACCAACACAAGAGGUGCCACCAGAGACAUCGGAUCAGCGCUGACCCGCAUGUGUAUGAGGCAUCGCAGCAUUGAGGCUAAACUACGCCAUUUUACUAAUGCUUUGAUGGAGAGCCUGAUCACUCCUCUACAGGACCGUAUUGAAGACUGGAAGAAGACAGCCAAUCAACUGGACAAGGACCAUGCCAAAGAGUACAAACGGUCUCGUCAUGAAAUAAAGAAGAAAUCUUCAGACACCAUGAAAUUACAGAAGAAAGCCCGGAAAGGCCGGGGGGACCUUCAGCCACAGCUGGACAGUGCAAUGCAAGAUGUGAAUGACAUGUACCUGCUGAUGGAGGAGACGGAGAAGCAGGCGGUGCGGCGUGCUCUAGUGGAGGAGAGAGGACGCUUUUGUACCUUCAUCAGCUUCCUGCAACCUGUAGUGAAUGGAGAGAUUGCCAUGUUGGGGGAGAUCACUCAUCUCCAGGCCAUUAUUGAUGACCUCACCGUGUUAACCUCAGACCCCCACAAACUGCCCCCGGCCAGUGAGCAGGUAAUAAAAGACCUUAAGGGUUCUGAUUACUCUUGGUCCUACCAGACUCCCCCCUCCUCUCCCAGCAGCUCCGGCUCCAGGAAAAGCAGCAUGUGCAGCAGUGUAAACAGCGCCCAUAGUAGCGCCUCUCGAUCCUCUGGUGGCUCUCAGACUCACUCACCCAGUUCGUCCUGUCGCUACCGCAGCCUGGCCCAACCGCUAACAACCGCUGCACACCGCCUCAGCAGCGUCUCCUCCCACGACUCCGGCUUCAUCUCCCAGGACGCCAACGUCUACUCCAAACCCCCAUCACCCAUGCCCUCCGAUAUAACCAGCCAGAAGUCAUCGAGUUCAGCAUCCUCAGAAGCAUCUGAGACCUGCCAGUCAGUUAGUGAGUGUAGCUCUCCAACAACAGACUGGUCCAAGGUAGGUUCCAGCGAGCAGCCGCUGGCCAGCACACUUCAGAGGAGGAAAGAGCCUCUGGAUAGGCUGAGGGAGGCAGAAACCUCUCCUCAGUCACAGGGGUAUUCUGGGAUGCAUUCGGAAGAUCCCCAGAGGCCAAGGAUGAACCCGGCCACUAUAGCCGCCAAGCAUGGUGAGGAUGUCUCCCCAGCUGCCAGUGAUCUAGCUAUGGUCCUGACACGAGGCCUCAGCAUGGAGCAGCAGAAGAGCAGCCGAGACUCCCUUCAAUACUCUAGUGGAUACAGCACUCAGACAACCACCCCAUCCUGCUCUGAAGAUACCAUCCCCUCACAGGGCUCCGAUUACGAUGGUUACUCAGUGAAUGGUGACACUGAGGCCGACGGUCAGGCUGAAUUUGAUAAAUCCUCCACGAUUCCUCGUCACAGUAAUAUCGCCCAGAAUUACCGGCGCAUGAUACAGACUAAGCGUCCCGCCAGCACUGCAGGCCUGCCUAGUGGAGUGGGCGCUCUGGGCGGACCACCCGGCGGAGGGGGCGGUAUCCCCGGCACAGCCACCAUCCGCCGAACUCCGUCUACGAAGCCCGGGGUGAGGCGCACCCUCUCUAACGCUGGCCCAAUUCCUAUACGCCCACCCAUCGUGCCAGUCAAGACCCCCACUGUGCCUGACUCACCCGGCGGGUACACAGGCCCUCCCGCCCGCGUGGGCAGUGAAGAAUGUGUCUUUUAUGUGCCGGAUGACGCCUCCCCGGGAGCGCUGGAGUACGUGAAGGCUUCACCGAAGCGGCUGAGCCUGCCUAACACAGCCUGGGGCUCAGGGGGCGUAGGCGGCUUAGAGAUGAGCGUCUACGGCCAACCGGGCGAAGAAGAUCACUUGCUGGCUGCCAAUCGCCACAGUCUGGUGGAGAAGAUCGGGGAGCUUGUGGCCAGCGCUCACGCCUUAGGUGAGGGCCAGUUCCCUUUCCCCUCGCUUCCAAACCAGCCUCCGCCAGGCCCCGAGUCCCAACCCGAUCCCGAAGCGCCCCAGGAGGGUGAGGACAUGCUGAGGUCUAUUCGUCGAGGGGUGCGACUGCGCAAAACCGUCUCCAACGAUCGCUCAGCGCCCCGGAUUUUGUGAUGCCUCCUGGAGAGAUGGGAGAAUACAAGCGAAGUAACCCAGAAAAAAACUUCACAAUGACUCUUUAGAAAAUGAGCUAUGAAAAAGAGGAUUAAAAAAUUAAAUGUUUAAAGUCAUUAUAGAAAAUAAUGAAUAACAGUAAUGAAAAAAGUAAAUGAUAUGUAACAGCAGGCUCAGGCCACUAUAACUCUUAGCGUGUCCGAACGCAUGUUUGUCUUAUUAACACGCCCAUCACCGCGGGAUAGUUGAACUGUAGUGAGACAAUUAACUACUGACAGAACAAGGGACCAGGAUGUUUGGGGGAUUUUUGUGGUCCCCUCCAGAUCUCCGCGUGGUCCCCUUAAAAUAACGGCCCUCCCCAAAUUAUGGACCCCAGGAAUCAGUGCUGGAGAAGCUCACGGGGUACACAGGGGCUCUUCGCAAAUCCUUGCCCUACACAACGCUCUCUCUAACCCCGCCCUCACCUCCAGUAAAACUGACAUCACAUCCUGAAAGUCUUGUGGUAUCGCUGUUGUGUGUUGGUCUGCAGUCUGGAGGUGAGCAGGGCUCUGCUGCAGGUCAGCUCGUGGUUGCGUAGAGGGACAGGAUUUAUCUUUCGUUUGUACACUUGCGUUGUCUUGUUUGUUUUAUUUACAAGCAGUUAAUCGCCUCCUAGCUCCUAAGAGUAGGAAACGUUCAUGUCAGGUAUGUGGAUUUUUGUAGAAUUAGGGUGAACAAAACGCCAUGAUAAUGUGGAGCAAUAAUGCUUUUUUUAUUUUUUUUUUCCUUUGACGGGGGAAGGUUUCGAAGAUCAGCUUUUAAUAAAGUUGUGCGUUUUUGAUGUUCAGGUCUCUUUGGGGAAGCAGAUGCUUUCGAAGACUUCUUGUUGAGUCUAAUUAUGGCUUAUUUAAAAAGAAAAUGAGAAAUAGAAAGGAUGCAGAGCACUUUUAAGGCGUCGUUUUGACCACUAGUUGUCACUGUGGCCACACUGUGUGUGGUGAAUGCUGUGAGACGGCGCGGUCACGUGCCCUGGUACAUAGGGAGACGAAUGAGCGUGGCAAUGUCAUGAUAUAGGAAAAAAGAGAGAGAAAUGGGAUGUGAAGCAGAGAUGGAGGUAAGAAGAAUGAUUUGGCAACACUUUACAGUAGGAUCAAUUUGUUAACACUAUUAGUUAAUGUAUUAAUAAUAUCAUGAACUAAUAAUGAACAGAAUUUAUUAUUCUAGGUUAAUAGUAACUUCUACUUAUUCUAAUUCAUUUUUUACAUUUCAAGCAGUAUAAAUUUUGACCCUGGACCACAAAACCAGUCUUAAGUAGCACAGGUAUAUUUGUAGCAAUAGCCAAAAAUACAUUGUAUGGGUCAAAACUGAUUUUUCUUUUAUGUCAAAAAUCAUUAGGAUAUUAAGUAAAGAUCAUGUUCCAUGAAGAUAUUUUGUAAAUUUCCUACCGUAAAUAUGUCAAAAUGUAAUUUUUGAUUAGUAAUAUGCAUUGCUAAGAACUUCAUUUGGACAACUUAAAAGGCGAUUUUCUCAGUAUUUUGUUUUUUUGUACCCUCGGCCAAAUAUUGUCCUAUCCUAACAAACCAUAAAAGGCGAUGGAAAGCUUAUUUAUUUAUUUUCAUGAUGUAUCAAUCUCAGUUUUAAAAAAAGUUGACACUUCUGACUGGUUUUGUGGUCCAGGUUCACAAUUACCAUCAGCUAAUGUAUUAUGAAAAAACACUACACUAGCAUUCAAAAAGUCUAAUAAAAUAUUAAUACAUUUAUUCAGCAAGUAUGCAUUAAAUUUAUCAAAAGCAACCGUAAAUUUACAAUGUGACAUAAUAUAAAAAACCUUUCUAUUUGUCAAAUAAUCCUGCAAAUAAUUAAUCACAGUUUCCACAAAAGCAGCCCUGAUAAUCAAAAAAAAAAAGGCUUUUAUUAAAAUAGUAUAUUUGAUUUGACGUUUUCAAAGACUAUAAAAAUCUUACUGCUUCCCAACUUUUGAACAGUACAUAUUUAUAAAUUAGCAUUAACUAGAUAAAUAUAUAUUUUUUAUGUAUGUUUUAUUUGGUGUUUGUUAGUGUUUUAUUAAGUGUUGUUCAUUGUUUAUGAUACCGACUGCAUUAACCAGUUGAAUCUUAUUGUAAAGUGUUACCAAUGAUCUUGAAAGGGAAUUGGUUGAUGCAUUAUAUUUAAUUUCCAAUUUGAGCAUUUAAAAUAAGUACUCGAGUUUUUCAGGAAAUGUUCUUUUACUUGUCAAGCCUCAAACCACAGUCCCCCCGAUAUCUUUAGGAGGGGUGGAGAGAACGAGCUAAGAUGAAGGCACACACCUGGCUGCCAUUUUUUGGGACAUAAGAAUGAACUUUGAAUCUGCAGAGGGAAGAAGGGAUGAAUAAAGGAGGUGGAGAGAAUGAACUCUGGGAAGAAAUCUCAUCCAGUUGUUUAUGAUAAAAGCAUUCCACUGCCUGUUUUAGAUGAUAUAGGAGUAAAUACCUAUGACACGAAAGGUCGCUGGUUACCCCGGCUUACCCGACGUGAAGAAAAACAAUGCUCUGUGAUGAUACUGGAUGUGGAAGUGAUACGUAGAAGGUCAAAACAUAGUUUUAGUCAUGUAGUGUCUGUUUGUGAGUGACUUUCUGUUCUCCCAAAACUCCCUAUAACCCCUGCGGUCAUAAAUAGUGCUGUUGCGCCAGACACUUGCUCCUUACUCUGACUUUUGGGUUGUUUUUUUUUAAUUAUUUAUUUUGCAUAGCGCACUCUGUUUUAGGAAUGCCUGUAGCGUGUUCAAAAGGAAAAAGUAUGUCUGCUUUGUGACAGUAUGUACGCCUGUGCCGAUCUCUCGUCGACAAUAGUGCCGUUCUGGAACGCAGAGGCCGUAUUGUGAAUAGGCUGGAAUGAAAGAACAAGGUUAUGGCAAUUCAAAGCCCACACUGCCAGCCAAUGAGCAGGUCAGAACUUUGUAUAUAUUCAUAUAUACAUACAAGAAGGUGAACAGUACAAGUAGCUUCACUAAAAAAAAAAUUCCCCAUACAAAUGUUGUCUUGCAAUGGGGGUCAAGAGGUGGGUAGGGAAUCAGUUGACAACAGAAUUGAGUUCGGCAGCAAUAUAGUAAAGUUUGCUGGACAAAAGUCAUAUCUAAGUGUUACAUAUCCACAUAUUUCAUACUUCAUAGCCUGCUUUACGUAGUAACAAAUCACAAAGAUAAAGUUCUCAGAAGUUCCAUUCAUAGCAUUAAAUACACAGACACUUAACGGCAAGACGAUACGACAGGAAGGAAGAUGGAGAGUUGAUGAGAAGUGAAAGAGAAAGAAGAAUGGGAUGAGCAAGAGUGAGAAAGACAAGGCCAGUGGAGAAUAAUUGGUGAAAGAAACAGGUGGGAAGCGAAGCGAAAAAGAGAGAAGGAAAAAAAAAGACACAAAAGCCUGAUUGCAGGUAGUUGGCUUACUGUUGUCUCUUUAUUGUAAUGUCAGUCUCUACGGGUUUCUGCUCCCGAGGUCAUGAAGCAAGAUGACAGUUUAAAGUCCCUUUGGAGAAAACUGGGGGAUAGAAAAACUACCACUGUCAUUCAUGAGCUCAGCCUUCAGCGUCUCAAUACUCACAUACUCACACACAGCAGAUAGACUCUUUUGGUUCUCAGGUGAUUAUACGCACAUUUUCUCUUUGUUUUGCAGUGUUUAACAUUACUCAUGUCAUGCUCAUUUGUCUCCCGCCGAAUGUCAUGAUAUGCUCACUAAAGGCAGCCAUCACAAUUCAGCUGUGAAAAUACGAUUUCAUUGGCCUGUUAUCUUACACUUGACGUUCGUGAAGCUCAGGAGUCACAGUUUGUCCAACAAACUCUCAUGCCAAUUUGCAACCAUUUUACGAGUUGGUGAAUUCAUACAAUUGCACGUUUUAGUAUUAGGUUAAGGGUGAACCUUCAUGUUACGUUUUUCUAAACAUCGCACUGUACAAAUUUAUACAAAAUCACCACCUUGUAAAACAGUUGCACUUUCUCAUGAGAUCGGGUUGGUUUGUCCUUGGAGCACCCCUAGUUAUUUUAGGAAUUAUCAGGGAAGAAGUGGUUUAGAAAUAUAUGUGCUUUGAUGAUGUGUACAUGUGAUUUUUGAGGGCAAUAUUUUGGUUGAUAUUCUAUCUUAAACUAUCUUGAACUUCUCCCACUCUCCCCUAAAAAUAAAUAAUUACAAAACGCGUCCCUAUCCACCUUAUUCUUCAGCGCCGAACAAAGCCCAUGGGCGAGACUUCCGGUUCGUUCAUUAGCAUACCAAAUAAAGAAUAACAAUGUGCAGUAAAGGUAAAACUGUUUGCACUACAAACCAGUGUAUUCAUAAUUAAGAUACAUUAACAUAAUAUGGUAAAACACACCAAGUUGCAAUACCAAGGAGCAAAACAAGCUUUUGUUAUGUACAGCUAAAAAUACCUGAACGCGGAUGCGAUCGGAAGCCUGACCCAUAAAAUGUACAAAUGGCCACGCCCACGCUUGCGGUAAAAAAAAAAGGUGAAUUGAGCCGAUUCGCCUGGAGAUACAUUAGCAAGUAGCACACUGGGGAUUUUGGGUGAAUAAUAAUAAAAAAAAAAACAAACAAGUGUCUUCAGUUCCGCCUUUACAAUUUGUUGGUGAGCCAAACGAAUGCCAAAAAGACGUGAAUUGGCUAUCCUUUGUAUUUACAUUAAGUAAUAAUUGACCAAAUCCUAUAGAGUUAGCGCACAAUCAAUGAGUAUAAUGUUAGCCUUAUGCAACUUUAUGCCUUUUUGAUAUUCACUCAUGCCAGCUGCACUCUAGUCGUUUCUCUGUCAUCCCAUUUCCCUUGUCAUUGUGUUUCACAUGUCUAAAAUGGCUACAGACAAUAAAUGAUCAUGUGGUGCGGGUGACAAAGAGAUGAAAUGCUCAUUUGGGCCGGAACACGUGCAGCCUGCCUCUUCUUCAGCUACUCACGCGCUGUUCCUCGAAGAUGCCCUGAAAGACACCCGUCUCCCACGCUCGGUUCAGCCACGACACCGCGAUUUUCCCUCGCUGUCAUCUCCACAGAGAGCUCUCGUGGAGGGAGGGCUUGGCAACCGGGUGUCAUGGAAACUGAGCCGUGUGUCUUACGCCAUUAGUCUGAGUUGCGAGUCUUUUCUUUGCCGCUCGCAUAUAAGGAGCAUCACGCACAUGCCUCACAAAACAGAGCCCAACCAGUAGUUUUUUUCAGCUCAAAACUUAACCGGUGUACUUGAUUAUGUUUCUUAAUUUCAUUCUCGUGUAAAAGCUAUGACGUGUGCAUUUGUUUUUGUUUUUUUGUCCGACCCCAUCCCUCUUUCCUCCUCUGACUGAAGUUGAGUAACGCUACAGGUGCUGUUGUCUCUGUCUUUCUUCUUUCUGCUUUUCUCUCUUUUCUGCUUUAAUUUAUUGUGCUGUUUUCCUAAGGCUAAUUUGCCACUGUUGCUGAUAACAUCGUUUCCUUUUUGGUAAUAUUUAUCCUUCUAAUUUUUGUUAAGUUUAGUCACAGCUAAUGUAACAAAACACACUGUGAUGAUUCCAGUAUUAAUAAAAGUUGUACUUAAACUG
Molecule: messenger RNA, 8196 nt
Organism: Labeo rohita (rohu)
Lineage: Eukaryota; Metazoa; Chordata; Actinopteri; Cypriniformes; Cyprinidae
Gene: mtss2b
Product: MTSS I-BAR domain containing 2b
Exons: 14
Coding region: 444-2696 (750 amino acids)
Biological process (GO): plasma membrane organization; cell projection assembly
Cellular component (GO): actin cytoskeleton; cytoplasmic side of plasma membrane
Molecular function (GO): phospholipid binding; actin binding
Source: RefSeq, a predicted model, not a curated record